Colossoma macropomum (tambaqui) is the source of this 5304-nucleotide messenger RNA. It is a transcript of the gene heg1, whose product is annotated as heart development protein with EGF-like domains 1. The record is from RefSeq and is a predicted model, not a curated record. Gene Ontology annotation, molecular function: calcium ion binding. Gene Ontology annotation, biological process: heart development. NCBI's taxonomy places the organism in Eukaryota, Metazoa, Chordata, Actinopteri, Characiformes, Serrasalmidae. The transcript has 13 exons. The coding region runs from base 203 to 3187 and encodes 994 amino acids.
AACGAGGGGCAGAGUCAUAGCGGGCUUCUGCCUCUGCCGUUUGGAGGGAUCCGUGAAAUAAAAAACCCGCUCAGUCUGAGAAAAAUGAAGCUUUAGCAGCCUCCGGGGAGAUUGACGAAUGGGAGUUUUGUUGGGGGACCGAUGGUGACCCGGACGACUUUGCCGUAUUAUUUAUAUCUCGAAGUUCGCGGUGGUUUUCAUCAUGGAAGCGUGUGCAGUGAGGCGCCCUGCCCGUGUGCUCUCGGUGCUCGUCCUGUCUCUCUUGAAAGUAACGAUUGCUGGAAGUUUCGCGCCGAACACCGACAGCUCGGUCACGGAGGGAACUUACUUCACUUUUUCGGGCACGACUGACUCUGAAGAUACAACUGGUUUGCUGAGGACACUGACGGCUUCUACAGUGGAGUUCACUUCUGCUGGGUUUGAACACUUCUCCACAGCAAAACUCUCGGAAACCCACCCUGGCUUCACGGAGAGGGAAGCCAGAACUGCCACGGAUCAGAACACUUUCUCUACGGAUAUGGAGAGCUGGACAUCGCAUAGCGGUCCAGAAGUGUCCACAGAGCUGCUGAGCUCCAGCACUGAGCUCAGCAAUACCACAGCCACUGAGUGGGGAGCUCCACCCACAGUAGCCAACAUAACUGAUGCCUAUAUAGAUUUAGCAACGAAAGACCAGCCUGCAACUGAGGCCAGGACUGUGAGAGACCUCACUGUGACGGUGCUUACGGAAAAAGACAUCACAGAUAUGGACACUACAGAGUCCAUUUCACAUACUGACAGCACCUACAUAUCCACCACCAUCAACCGUGCUGGGGAGCGCACUCUGCUGUCUGUCACGUCCAACAGCACUACUCCGUACACAGAGGAGUCCAUCUCUUCUGAGGCAGCUCCACAAACGGAUACCUCAGAGGUAAAGACAGGGACCACUCAAGGUGGGGACUACACUGAGGGUGCCUUGUCUACUGAGGCUGACCAUACCAGGGCAACAUCUGAGGAUCAGCCGACCACGAACGCUACCCAAGUGACUGUCUCUGAGCCUGAGGUUCCCCAUGUCUCUCAGGGCACCCAGUCUCAGACAGGACAGCCCAACGUCACAGAGAUGACUACCGACAACAUCAGCCACAACUCCACUCAGCCUGCCACAGUGGUCAACAGCUCUGAGACUGAGACAGACACUAUAGCAGAUUCAUCCACCAGCGAGACAUCCUACACAGACCGAAGUGCUUCUGCACCGUCUGUCACACCUUUCAUGUCCACAGAAGACAGUCGGACAAAUAUGUCCCACCAGGACAUUGAAACUAUGACCACUGAGACUCCUGCAAGGUCUGUGAGCACUGUGGUAGACAAGAAGUCGGAUGGUCCUCAGACUCACAAGGAUGAAACCACUAUUCUAGGCCUGACCACUGCCCUCCCCUCACUGACCACUGUGGAUGACUCCCUCUCAAGCCAGCAACCCUUUGUCUCCCAAACCCACCAUACACCAGAGGCCACAGAAGUGUUGACCACAGCUGCAGGACCAGUGACCCAGAGGCCACAACAUACAGAGGAGGACACGCGUGUGGCUAGCACUCUUGCUAGCACUGUCCCUACUACUGUCAUUACUACCACGCUAGCUAGCACUAGCACUAGCACCAGCACGUCAACUCCAUUCACAACACAUCAGCUCCAACCCAGCACCACUGCUAAACCACACACGCCCCACGUGACACUUUCUCCUAUGGAGACAACUCAGGUGCUGACCACGGCCACCACAGAGCAGCACCGGCCCACCUCCCAAACAGUCACGCCAUCUCUGACUCCCAGCUCAUCCCAACCCGAAGAUAUUUCUACUGAUGUAAGCACACUGCACCUAGAGACCAGCACGGCUACACCGGGCAACACCACUGCGCACGGCAGGCACACCACUGCCUCCUACAGUACAAGUGCCCCUACCAGGAGCACUGCUGUAGUGACCACAGGAAAGCACACUGAAAGAAGCUCCACGCAGAAGGAGGCCACAACCACGCAGGUUCCUGUGAAGUCCACUACAACUCCUGAUCACAUAUGUGGGCCUAAGACUUGUGCGAAUGGAGGCAGGUGUGUCCAAGGCCACAAGUGCGAGUGUCUGCCCGCCUGGACAGGAGCCAAUUGCACUGAGGAUGUGGACGAGUGUGUGACUAAUCCGUGCCCUAAAGACUCGAAGUGUGUGAACACCAGGGGCUCAUUCACCUGUAAGUGUGCCCUUGGCUACGACCUGGAGGAUGGCCGCAGCUGCACACAAGCAAAGACGUUUCUUGGGACAUUCAGCGUGAACAGCUCUUCGCACCUCAGGAGCGCUGGUCUGCAUGAGCUACACAAGGAGAUCUUACAGCUGUUGGAAGCCGCCCUCUCUGUUCUGCAUGGUUAUAGACGUUCUACUCUAGACGAUACAGGGGGAUGGAAUAUCUCUGCUCGGAACAUGUUCUCCAUGUCUGCAAAUGUGACCAGCUCUGAGGUCUACAGCAGAAUCCAGACAUUUCUGAGAAACUGCAGCAAGCCACACUCUCGCUGCACCCUCAAGCUUCGGCACCAACUCACUUAUCAAGGGGAGAGUCUGUGCCUGUCCAAAUACAAUAAGUGUGACACACAGUCUUCUGUGUGCAAUGAUACAAACGGGACUCUAUUCUGCCAGUGCCUUGAAGGCUUUUUCAAAAAGAACCCAGAGGACACCACCUGCAGAGACUGUGGUGAUGGUUUCGCACUGGUUAAUGAAACUUGUGUGGAAUGUACAUUUGGAUUUGGAGGUUUCAACUGCAAUAACUUUUAUGGGCUGAUAGCGAAGGUGGUGUCUCCUGCUGCUGGGGGGUUGCUGCUCAUCAUUAUCAUCGCUCUCAUAGUCGCAUGCUGCAGAAAAGACAAGAAUGACAUCAACAAAAUCAUCUUUAAAAGUGGGGACCUUCAGAUGUCUCCAUAUGCAGAGUUUCCCAAGAGCAGCCGUGUGUCUAUGGAGUGGGGCAGAGAGACCAUUGAGAUGCAAGAAAAUGGCAGCACUAAGAAUCUCCUGCAGAUGACAGAUAUCUAUUAUUCACCGGCUCUGCGAAAUGCAGAUCUGGAGAGGAAUGGGCUUUACCCAUUCUCCGGCCUCCCUGGUUCCCGCCACUCCUGCAUCUAUCCAGCACAGUGGAACCCGUCAUUCAUCAGUGAUGACUCGCGACGGAGGGACUAUUUCUGACCCCCGAACUCCGAAGAACUGCCUCAGACUGGGGCAUGAGGCCUCUUGCGGGGUAUGCAGUAAUGGCUGCAUAGCAAGAUGUUGUGAUGCUGACCAUAGAGCUGGACAACACUGAUCACUAAAAGGCCUUUGAAUGUGAAAAUGAGCUGGCAUGAAAAUGAGCUGGCAGGAAAGGACAAUUAUCUGAGUUGGACUGGAGGAAAGCCAUAGAGUUCUGAUCAGGUCCGUUUGGCAUUCACCUGUAGCACGCCUCAGUGAGACUUCAGGUUGUGGUUGUGUUCACUAGUCGAACUUUUGACAUUUCACGUUUUUUCAUCUAAAUGGAUUUUCUAUUCACUCCUUAGAGCUGUGAAACAUACGUGGGGGAAUAACACAUAAUAUAAAUGCAAAUAUUAGCAAAUAUUUUGCACUGCAGACUCUUCACACAGAUGUUUUAUCUCAAAUGGAAUAAGCCAUAAAUGUAACAUAUUUAUAUGUGUGGAUUGAUGCACAUACUAGAUUGUGUAAAUGUGUGUUUAGGUGUGUAUGUAUGUGUGUGUGCAUGUCUGCAUGUGCAUCAAAACGCUGAUGUUGUACAAGUUCUUUGUUUGUUAGUUCUGUGGACACGAGAGGUGAACAGUAUUUGUAGAAACUCUAUGUAAGCUGUAAAGCUUUUUUAAAUCGAAUAUUGCUGUAGAUCAUGAUAUCAGCAUAUGUAGCAGGACAAAGCCGGUCAUUAUGUUACUAUUUACUUAAAGGUGUGUUCGUCAAUUUUGGCAAAAAUUAGCUGAAGCUUGAAUGCUCUCCCCACCGCGACCCAGAAGGAUAAGCGGUUUAGAUGAUGGAUGGAUGAAUGCUCUCCAAUUCUUCCCCCCAAAACAUGUGCACCCAUGCUUCCUAGGCCUUAAGACCGUCAAAAAUCGACUGUCACAUAUAAAAUAACACUGACACGACUAAGUAAGGGAGCUAGCUGCCUGAUGUUACCCUUGCUUUAGGUCCUGGUAUGUGAGACAAUUACCUGUCUAGCAGAUAUAGAGCAAGGAUGGCAUCACUGUUAACUAGAGGUACACAAUGGUAUUGGAAUCAUAUUGGUAUUGGCAGAUAGUUGCUUGAAAGAUUAUCAGCAUCGGACAGAUGUUCAGAUAUGAUCAGUAUUUGCUGAUGUAUUAUUGUACAUCAUAAGAGCAGCACAUUUAGGUGAUGCUAGGCUGUGGUGCCAAAAUACCUGCAUUGUAUUCAUUUUACUGUAUUUGUAACCUCUCUAUAAUGCUAAUUUAUGUAGUUGAAGGCCCAGUUUCUUCAUUUUAUAAGUAUUUGUGUAUCGGCAUCAGCAAUGUCACAUAUUUCUGUGAAAAAUAUCGGAUAUUGGCAUCCACUCACAAUUCCCAUAUUGGUGAAUCCUUACAAUUGACUUAACUUUUAAGCUAGUGAUCAUUUUUAGAUGAACUAAGCAUUGCAUGGGACUACGGCUCCCCAGUGUGUGCUGGGUGGACACCUAACCUGAUUCUCACACCUUUUGUCCUGAUUGUUUGAAUGUUGUGUGUUCCACUUCACUCAUUUUUUCUCCUGUUUACAGAGCCUGGGGAAGCUACAGAGACUGGAUUUUUCCUCUGAGCAUAUGUUUUAUUGACAAAGCAAUGGAAUUUCUCCAAAUAUUACAAAAACGUUCCGGGCAAAAAUUGAUGAUCCCACAUUUAAGGACCUUCAAUGAACAGAAAUGCACUUGGUGCUACUUCUUUACAUAAUGCAGUAAAUAGCACUGCAGUAGUGAUAAGUAAGGAACAGUUUUGCCUGUUUUAUGUAAUUUAUUCAACUAACUUAAUGUCAUUUUCGGACACAUGCAAUUCAAUCUGUGUAAUUACCAUCACCACUGUGUGUGUGUGUGUGUGUGUGAGUGUGAGAGAGAGAGAGAGAGAAAGAGAGGGAGAAAGAACGGUAUUGGCCUGAUUUUGUGCCAACUACUUGUUAACUCCUGCAUGUGUGGUUAGAUGUACUAUAUUUCUGUCAGCAGCUUACUGCCCUUUAAUAUCAGAGGUAUCCUUUUACACAUACCAGCAAUUUUUCCCUCUCCUGUGGAUGGUCACUUAAAUCUGGCGUUGUAGUCAGACGUAUUUAAAUAAAGAAGCAGUGAUGUUUAA